Messenger RNA from Punica granatum (pomegranate), 982 nucleotides. The record is from RefSeq and is a predicted model, not a curated record. NCBI's taxonomy places the organism in Eukaryota, Viridiplantae, Streptophyta, Magnoliopsida, Myrtales, Lythraceae.
AUUUCAUACCUAAACCUUUCGAUCCUAUAAAUCGGAGAAACGAAAUCAAUCACUGCGGGUUGUGUCGUGAAAUAAUUAUGGCAUCUCCUGAAGCUUUUCCUCAGGACAAGUACCGAUCCUACUUGCAUGGAGAUGGAGAACAGAACACCCGGUGGCGGUUCAGUUCGUAUCCUAACUACGACGUCGAGAACAAGCUCUUCGAACAAGGCAGAACUAAGAUAUGGCCUCCGGGAUCUCUUGGGGAAGAAGUGCAGAACCUCAUCAAGACAUGGGAGAUGGAGAUGUUCCACAAAGUCGAUCGCAAAGAUUACAAGUCAAUCGAUCCCGAGAAAUACACUUUCAGCCUCAACGGGAGAAAAGCUCUGACUCUGGAAGAAAAGUGGAAGCUCGGGGGAGGAUACAACUCGCUGCUGCAGACUUCCCUGCCUGAGAAGUUCCGGUGUUAUAACCCUGCCGACGAGACAGUCGACUCGGCCCAUCAGGCAUUCACCACUGCCUUUCCCCGCAGUUUUGCUCUGGAGAUUCUUGAAGUCUACUCAGGGCCUCCCGAUAUAGUCUACAAGUUCCGGCACUGGGGCUUCAUGGAGGGCCCCUUUAAGGGGCAUGCUCCAACCGGGGAGAUGGUCGAGCUAUACGGAAUGGCCAUAUUUAAGAUGGAUGAAAACAAGAAAAUCAUCAAGGUAGAAUUCUUCUACGACCGAGGAGAACUGCUGGGAGGACUUAUCAAGGGCGCGACAAUGGACACUUCUUCCCUUGGAGAGCCUGCUUUGAACUGCCCCUUUUUAAGGAACACGGGUUAGCAUCACCGGGAAGAAGCUCACUCGCGGAGAGUCAGCUUAAUGUUCUACAAUAGAGUCUGUUACAAUAAAAUCUGUAAUGGGAAAGAUAAUGAGUGCUCAAGCAACGUUAUACCACGUAGAUGUAUGGAACUGCAACCAUGGACUCUUAAUAAAGGCCAAUAGCUCUCAAACGUUUCAGCUUU